AGAAUUUGGGUCUUGUAGAUCUAUUUGGCAUACAAGUUACUUCAAGUCCCCAACUUACUGCUGCUCUACCAUAUGAAAUUAUUCAGGAUAUAACUGGAUAUACUCUUUAUAAUGGAAAUAAUGAUUAG
Molecule: messenger RNA, 128 nt
Organism: Racocetra fulgida
Lineage: Eukaryota; Fungi; Glomeromycota; Glomeromycetes; Diversisporales; Gigasporaceae
Source: the annotation of a GenBank genome assembly